AUGCCACACCCCGGGACCAAGAAACACCCACUGCUUCCGGGACUUGGGGGGAGGGGCGAGGAAGAGAACGCGGGCCCGGCGGCGGCGGCGGCGGGUCAGAGGGCGCGAGAGUCAAGGGUCAGGGGGCGGAGGCAUGGGACCCCAAGCUCCUCCCCUCCCCCUCACUCACCCCGCCCGGGGGGCUGCGCCGGGGCCCCGGGGCCUCUCAGGGCCGUGUCCUCCGGCGGCGGCGACGGCGGCGGCUGCUGCUGCUACUCCUCCGGGGACCCAUGUCCGUCCGUCCGUACUUGCCUCGCCUCCCGGAGCCGGGGGUCGAGCCGCCCCCUCCCCCCAGCCGCCGCCUCAGCGGGCGGCCAUGGCCCCUUCCUUCCCCUCCCUCCUGGCCUCGCUGUCUCGUCACCGCCUCCUGCUCACCUCACCCCGCCCCUCCCCCUCCAACCUCCCCCCCGCCCCGGGACGAUCCAGCCCGCCUCUCCCGGGCGGGGGGCGCGGCGCGAGGAGCCCAGAGCGCGCGCGCGAGGCAAGCCGGGCGCGCGCGCCACCCCGCCCCGCGCUCGGCCUCCCCGCAGCGGCCUCGACCCUCGGGCCCCUCCCCUUCUCCCGCUGUCCCCUCCCUCACUUCCUGUCCGCCUGUUCUCCCUUCCGCGCGCGCAGCGGCCGCUCGAGCUAGCGGGGUCCCGGCGCGUGCAUCUGCCCCGCGGGCCGCCGCUCGGCAGCAUUGGCUAUAGGGGGCGGGGAUGGGGCGGGAGAGGCGGAGGGAGCCGAGCGAAGAGGAGGGGCACCACGCCGCGGCCGAACGUCCCGACGGCAGCACCUCCCCAGAGAGCGUGGGGAGGGGGCGAGGCCUCGAUUGUCCUCUCUCCACCAAUGGGAAGCACGCAUCCCUGCCGCCAGGCCAAUAGGGCCGCAUGGGGCGGAAGCGGUGUUUAAAGUGGCGGUGAGCGGCGCUCCGAGGAGGUGGAUACUUUGUUGCAAUCCUUGCGGGCUAACAGGGCGGGGAGCGGGGAGCGUUGAACUCGGGCGCCCGCUCCCCCCGCCCUAGGAACGACUUCGGACCCGCAGUCCCCGCCCUUUUCCCUAGCAAGCCCCGCCUCUCGCAUUGCAGGCGGCGUGUCCUGGGGAAUGUAGAAUAAAGAAUGCUGCAGGCUCUUGCUGAUUGCAACCUUCUCCGAGCUGAGCUGCGUGGAGGGUCUCGAGACUCCCAGCCCAGGCCCUGCUCACCCCUCUGCCUCCAGUAAAACAAGCCUACCAGCUAGUUGUUCCUGGCAAGCAUUGUUCUACCUCCAGCUACCAUACCUCCUGCCAUCAUUUCUUCGCACUACUGAUGCCCUGUUUUGGGAAUGCACUUCUCUUCUCCCCUUUUCUCUCCUCCCUUGCCCUUCUCUCCCUUCCCAUCCUUCCUCCCCCUCCCCUUCUCCCUCCUCCUUCCUCUCCCUUCUCCUCUGUCUCAAAGAAUCCUUCAAAGCCUAGCUCAAGAAUGAUCUACAUGAAGCAUUUAUUGAUUCCCCCUCCUCACUUAUAAGCACUUUCUUCCUUUUAAAAUUUCUUUGUGCCUCUAUUUAUUUGUACAGAUGUUGUAAAAUGUAAGCUUCUUAAGGAGUAUUUUAGCUUUGAUCUUGUAUGCCUAAUGCCUAGCACAGUUGUUCAGUUGUAUCU
Dromiciops gliroides (monito del monte) is the source of this 1656-nucleotide messenger RNA. RefSeq names its product translation initiation factor IF-2-like. Lineage: Eukaryota; Metazoa; Chordata; Mammalia; Microbiotheria; Microbiotheriidae. The coding region runs from base 1 to 930 and encodes 309 amino acids. The transcript has 2 exons. The record is from RefSeq and is a predicted model, not a curated record.